Bufo bufo (common toad) is the source of this 3468-nucleotide messenger RNA. RefSeq names its product DBF4 zinc finger B (gene DBF4B). Lineage: Eukaryota; Metazoa; Chordata; Amphibia; Anura; Bufonidae. The transcript is spliced from 13 exons. The record is from RefSeq and is a predicted model, not a curated record. Gene Ontology annotation, molecular function: zinc ion binding; protein serine/threonine kinase activator activity; nucleic acid binding. Gene Ontology annotation, biological process: positive regulation of nuclear cell cycle DNA replication; regulation of cell cycle phase transition. Gene Ontology annotation, cellular component: Dbf4-dependent protein kinase complex; nucleus. Bases 137 to 2533 code for a protein of 798 amino acids.
CGGCUCCGCUUUCCGAAUUUGUUUGGCCCUGUUGGCUCGCCGUCGGUGUUAUGCUGAGGCGGGAGUGACUGAGUUUUUUAAAUUUCUGCUCUUACAGAAAGCGACAGAUGCUGAGACGGCCGAGAGACCGGAUGCAAUGGCAGCGCUUAGUCCUGUGCCAUCUGGUCGACAUCCAGAAAAGAGUAUGACUUUGGACAGAAGGAAAAUAAUCACCUUUACAGGAAAGUUGUUCUACCUGGAUCUUCCCCACAACAAGCAGACUCGGCUCCUAACUAAAGCCAUAAGCAGCCUGGGUGGGGUUAUUGAGAGCUUCCUGAGCAAAGAUGUCAAUUACAUGGUGACUGGGAGCAGAAAACCUGCAGACGUGGCUAAUGGAGAAUCCAAGGAUAGAAAAGGGGGCAUCGCCCAGCAUCCCACUGCGGAGAAAAUUGAGAAAACGCCAUUCAGCCGGGGAAAGCAGCUGCUGAAGAAAGUUGUGCAGACCCAGGAGUGCAGCAGCAUACUUUCCAGCGCCCGCUCUUGGGGAGUCUGUGUCCUCCACGUGGACGAGGUGCUGAAAUAUCUUGAGUAUUCCACACAAAGGCAAGCUGACGGGCCCACUGAUGGUAAAGGAGCUGGUGGUGCAGGGAAGAAACUAAAAGUUGGUAAACUGAAAAGCCCUUUCCUGAAGAUCGAGGACCAGAGCCGAAAAUACCGUCCAAUCCACUGCUCCUUCUCCAACUUCCCCGAGUGCUCCUUUAUCUCUUCAGACAGGAGUCCUUUCGAAACUGCUCGCACCAACAACAGUACACAUAAAGACAGAGACCUAGGGGAACAGGACAAGGAUGACGGAGAGAGGCCACAGAACUGGGAGAAGAGUGGAUAUUGUGAGUGCUGCCAGAUGACCUACGCAAAGCUUAGCGAGCACCUGAUCAGCGAGCAGCACUGCCUCUUCGCUCUCAAUGCCUCCAAUUACAGACUCAUUGAUGACAUCACAUCUGAUAUCGUCUGCGACUUUGUUCCAUUGCCUCAUGGGUUUAAACCCAGGGAAGAGCAAAGUGACAAUGGAGCCCCAGCACAAAGUUUAGAGGAACCUGCACUAACAGAGGACAAAUGCUUGUUAAAGGAGGAGCACAGACAAGUUGAAUCCAAAGAGCAAUCCGUGGCCCACAGCUUAGAACUUCCCACUGAGGAGCACAACCUGGAUCCACCAGAGAAACAACAUGUAAAACAAGAUUCAACAUGUUCUAUGGUGAUCGACAGCCCGUUGUCUAGGGAUCUAUCAGUAGAAAACACAGUGAUAAAUGCAGAACAAGAAUUCAAUGGGGGUUUACCGGAGAAUUUAGUUGUAGAAGAAGAUGGACUCCAGUGUACAUCGAGUACAACAAAUGCACUGGUGCAGUGUGAUCUUCCCUUAGCUGAGGCAGGGGAGGCGUCCCAUGUAGGACUUGUUACUGAGGUCUCUUGGUACACAGAGGAAGCAGGGCUGACCUCCAUGUACAGUGUCCAGUCGCUUGUUAUACCCCCAGCUCAUGUUCUCGAUCCGCAUCCAGAGAUGGCCAUGGAGAAUACAUCGGUACAGCCAUUAUUCCUCAAUGCCUUAGGAGAUUCUCUUCAUGCACUGGCACAGGGUGGCUUUAAUGGAUCAUCUAAUGAACCAGUACCAGGAGAUCCUAUCAUCUCUGCACAUCUAGAGCCACUAAUAAUUAGUGCUGCUCCUCACCAAACGAAUAAAUUACUGGUAGAUGAUGUUAUGCCCAGUGCUGGAGCGCCUGCUUCUGAAAGUGAGUGCACGGUCCAUCAUCUGGAUCCAGUUUCUGGUGCAGAGGUGCCACUAGUGGAGCCUGCAGUGGAUCAUCGACAACAUGUUAUGUUGGUUUCCACACAAAAUAAGCUGCUGGUAAAUGCAUCACAUGAGGUACAAACCGAACUAAGUAACAACUUAUCCAUAGACCAGUUGACAUUGGCACCUUGGCAUCCAGGUACAGAAGGUGAUGUGACUGUUACACAAAGUACUGAACCUUUGGGUAAUUUGGUUGAUUCACAAGAGACAGAGACAAUGGUGUCCACUACAGACUGGUGUGUAGGUAAGCGAAAGCACUGCUUUUCUCCAUGUCAGCCUCCUGCAAAAAGACAGCCAUUACAUUGCCAGCCAAUGCCUAUGUGGGUAUUUCACCAGCUUCCCAGUUCUAUGAACCAGCCAACAGUCCCUGUGUUUAGUGACUGGGCAGAUAGAGAUCGCAGUAACAGAGCAACCGAGGGCGAAGGCACUGCCCUCACGCUCUGCUUCAACCCUAAGCUUGCACAGUAUGAAAACUCAUCAGAAUCGGACUGGGAUUCGCAGCUUGUGUCUCAGCGGCACAGUAACCCUCAACAGACUGCUCAUUUUGGAGAAUUAAGAACUGCUCAGGUUAAUUUGGAUGAGAGUUUGUAUGGAAAACAGCUCUGCUCGGUGUUGGCUCAUGAGCAAACUUUGGGGUCCCCCGGCACUACACCGACUGUAACCCUGUCACACACGUCCUAUGAUAUUUAUCUUAGUGGGGUGGCAUCGUGAAGGGGUAAACAGACUGAUGAUUGGUGCCAUCAUUUCCUGGUAUCUUGUCAUCUACCUGUUCGUGUUUCUGCAGUGCUUAUUACCUGUGUGUUCAUCUUUCUCCCAUUUUGUCCAUUACACUAGCUCUCUAUAUUGCUAUCCCCUCCCCCGCCCCCUGCUCCUUCCGGGAAGGAUGAGCUAGUGAGCCCUCUGCUUCUGCCCACAGCUAUUAAGUGCAUCUUAAUGACUCUUAAUGGCAUAGAGAAGUUCUAGCUGGAGUUUAAAUGCCGAACCUUCUGAUCCUGCCAAGAACGAAGACUCUUCAGACAAAUCCUAUACCUGCACAGCCUUCAGGAACAGGCAAAUUCACAUCUCAAGUCUAAAUCCCCCUCCCAUGAAUGGAUCUGAAAAACCAAGUUGCGUGCUCAUGAUGGCUCAAACUAUAAUAACUGUCAUAAUUAAUAUGUCUAUAUUAUGCGGCAAGACACCUUUUGAUCUCUAGAUGAAACGUACCUUUCACCUGGUCGUUUAUAGUGUUUUGAAGGGCAGACCGUCUUAAUCUUGUAUGAGUCAAGGGCUAGAGCCGUAAGCUGACCAUCUAAGUGUUAGGGAAUAUACCCUAUCUGUAUUCAGUAAUUCCUGAAACUGUCCUAUUCAUCUGAAAGGUGUCUGCAGAAAUCCACGUGCUUACUACCUCCACAUUCACGUAUAUGCAGAACUUUCUCCAGCAAAUCCGCCGCUUUACAUUAAACCUUUAUUAAGGUAGGUUCACAGAGUUACAGGAGAAUUAGAGGUGGAUUUUCCUGCCGGUUUUCCAGCCAAAGCCAGGAGAGGAUCUGGCAGGAAGGAGAGGUGGAAGGCCUUCCAAUCCUUUAUUUCAGAUUCCUUUCAAAUCCACUUCUGGCUUUGGCUGAAUAAUCUGCCUCAAACCUCCUCCAAAAAGACGCCAUGUGAAC